Messenger RNA from Prorocentrum cordatum, 5507 nucleotides. The record is from the annotation of a GenBank genome assembly. NCBI's taxonomy places the organism in Eukaryota, Dinophyceae, Prorocentrales, Prorocentraceae.
GCACAGUCUUGGCUCAAGCCGUCUCGGCUUGCAAGCGCGGGCCUCAUAUUGAGGGUAGCCGUCGGCGCCCCGCGGCCGGACCGCCGCGGUGCAUGCUUCGCCUCUUGUCCUGUGGCAUCGUCGCGCUUGGCGGUGUCGAAUCGUCGGUUGGGGAUGCGAUCGGUUUCGACUUUCGGCAUGUCGAGGCGCUGCUCGGGGACGCGAUCGGGUUCGACGUCCAGUAUUUCAUGCCAGAGGAGUUCCUGCAGGACCUGCCUCUCCGCAACGAGAGUCUGCCGCAGGAGGUCAUGAGCGAGUUCUCAAGCUACAGGUUCAAAGAAUACCACGACGACGACAUUGACGACGGAGGUUUCGGUCCCGUGUACAAGUACGGCGUGAAAGCCACGACGAUUCUGAAUUCCCCAGCAUAUCUGGCGCGGCGAUCGAUUUGCACUAAGGUCGUGUCACCAGACGGAGAUCCUCGUGUCUGCAGCGAGCCUGGCGACUUUUCGCCCAGGGCCUUAAUCGAGCAUGCUCAAGCAGGUGAGGCUGGUCGCUUCAGGCUGCAGGCAGCGUUCUAUUUCAGAGCAUAUGGAUUCGUCGACGUUCAUUCCAAAACUUGCUGCUGCUUUGGAAUUGUUUGCUGGUCCGACACGAUCUGCAACGACGAAAUAAAGUUGGAAGGCGACUUGAUCGUUGAAAGUAUCGUCAGCGUCACCAUUGAUCAGUCUGGGGCUGCGAAGUUCACUCCCACCACCACCGUCACACUCGAUAAUUUCGAUGUGUCGGGUUGUAGCGCGGACUGGUUCAUGAGGCUGAUCGGCGUCGAUGGAAACCAGGAGAUUCAAGAGAGAGCCCAAGCCAGCGUGCAGUCCUGGAUCGACAGCAGCCUGCAGAGCGCGUUCCUGCCCCAGACCAUCCCCCUCAGGCCGGACGCCGUCAACCUGACCUACCAGCUCCACUCGCCGCAGUUCGUGCCCUCGAACGCGACCUCCUCUUCCCGCGGCUACGUCAUGGUACACGCCAGCUGCGCCGUGUCCGCCACGGCGCCCAACGGCACGACGCAGCGGUUCCCGGACCCCGGCCAGCCGUGGACGGGCGGCCACAAUGCGCAGCCGCUGAACACGAGCUGGGCCCGCACGCGCGCGCUCCCGGCGGCGGGCGAGGCGGUGCUGCUCGGCGGGGUGCGGGCGGCACCGCAGCUGCUCACGAUGGUCCUGCAGGGGCUGCACUACUCAGGGGCCCUCUCCCCCAAGAACGAGAGCGAUGUCCGGGACGCGCACCUCUUCUUCGACAUGGACAUGGCCCAGCCGACCGCGUUCAUCAAGGGCGGCCCGCGCCGGGGGUUCGAGAUGCGCGAGCAGACGCUGCGGCUGCAGGUCGACUGCCUGGACAGGAAGUCCUCCAAUUCGUCGAGGCGCUACCAGCUGCUGGACGCGAGGUUCGCCAACGUCACUCAGGAGCUGGCCGUCCACACGGUCGGACCGACCUCGGUGGACGACCAGACGGCCCUCGGAUUGGUCGUGCAGAUCUGGAACAGCUCGAUGGGCGACGCCCACUUCGAGGGGAUGAACUCCAGCGGGUUCAUCGGGACGCAGAGCCAGCUGAAGGCGCUGUCGCUGGGCGCCCUGCGCAGGAGCUUGCCGGCGGUCAACAGGAUGCUGCUGGACACGCCGAUCAAGUUCUGCACGACCUGCGCGCUGGCGCCGCUCGUGCCGCACCCCUCCGUGGCCCCCGUGCCCUCGGAGGCCUCCGGCGGCCCCGGCUACCUGGAGGUCUCGUGGCACUGCGCCUGCAACGAGUACGGCUACUACCAGAAGUGCCAGGGGUUCCGGUGCCCGGAGGCCCUGCGGGAGGCCCCGCAGCUGCGGCCCCGGCCGCCUGCGGCCGCCGCGCCCGGGCCGCUGGCCGCCGCGGGCCGCCGCCUGCACGCCGCCGCGGCGGGCGCCGCCGCGCGGCUCGGCGCACUGGGCAUCCGGCCGUGGGGCGGCGCCCCGCCCGCCGCCGGGCGCCCGCGGCGGGCCGCGGGCGGCAGCGGCGCGCCCGUGCUGCUCGGCGCCUUCCCGGGCGCGGCGUGCGGCUUCGGCCCGGGCGGCACCUUCAGGUUUGCGACCGCGAACUUGUCGCAGUGCACGGAGGCCGGAGGGCUCUCGGAGCUGGGGCCCGCUUACGUCCUUGACGGCGACGGCGAGGACUUCGCCCUGCACUCCGGCUGCGGCCUGCGGAACGGCUCCUGCGAGGGCUGUCGUGCCACGCUGAGCCUCCGGGCCCGAACGUGCACUCGCCUCGGGGGGGUGUCGAUCUUCCUCGAGGUGCCCGACGGCAGCUCGACCUGCAUUGGCGGAUCGGAGGCAUACCCGGACACGGGCGCGGUGCUCCUGGCCACGGACGGUGCACCCGGGUCCUCCCGGUCGCAGACCACGUUCGCCACGCGGCUCGGCAGCAGCUGCGCCCGGUGCGGCGCAGGUGGGAAUCUCUCCUGCGCAGCACUCCCACGGCAGGGCGGCUUCAAGGCAGACCUCUUCUGCGAGAACUGCUCCCUCGAGACGUGCGCCAUCCGAGGCCUCGUGGGAACGGACGCCGUGCCGGUGCCGAAGAACGAUUCGUUGGGCAACUCGUCUGGGUUCUCGAUGGUUCUCGUCACCACGCCCUCGCGGUACACGAUCUUGAGAGCCUGCCCGUCGCCCAGCCGCAGGGCCGGGGACGGAGCCCUCCUCGCCUCGCUGCUCGGGGCAGUCCUGGUGUCCUCGCUGCUGGGUGCCGGCUGGGCUGCUGCCAGGCGCCGGCGCGGCGCGUGCGGCUCACCGCGCGCGCUGGCCCGCGGGUCGCUGGCCCGCGGGCAGCGCGCGCUCGGCACGGCGCGCGGCGUGCUCGCCUCCUGGCGCGCCUCCGCGGGGUCGGCCUGCACGGCCUGCCUCGGCAGGCUGCCGCGGGCGCACCUCCGCUGGCAGGGGGAGGCCGCCCACUUCCAGAGCGCCCUCCUCAGGCUCUGCGUGCAGGCGUGGCUGCUCGUUGCCUGCGGCGCCGUGUGGUUCUGGAAGAACCCCAUGGUCGGCCUGCUGGCAAGCAUGCGGGAGCAGCUCUCCGUGGAGGGCUUCGACAUGACCGGGGCGGAGCACAUCGUGGAGGUGUCCCGGUCCACGGGGCUCGCCAUCUUCGUCGCUGUGGCCCUGCUGUCGAAGGUCCAGUUCGCCUGCGGCCUCGUAGGCCUGGAGCCGCGCCCGGGGCCAGGCGCGCCUGCAGUUCCCGCCAGGGCGGCGGGGCCGGGCAGGGCGUGGUGGCGCUGCUCGGCGGCCAUGCUGUUCGAGGGCACGGCCGGCGUGGCGCUGCUGGCGCUGACCUUCUGGCAGCGGGACUUCGUCCAGGCGUACGAGUCCGCCAAGGGGCAGGGGGGCGAGAUGGGGUUCCUGUCGGGGGGCGUCGCCGCGACGGCAUCCGUCGAGUUCAGUAUUCGCCUGCUGCUCACGUGGAUCGCGCCCUUCCUGAUGACCGUGCGCAUCGUGCCCGCGGUGGCCACGACCACGGUAGCCCACCACCGCGCGAGCGCCGGCGCCCAGGUGGGGCCCGUCUUGCCCUACCUGCUGGGCCUGCUGCUGACCCACGAGACCAUCGCCGUGGUCCUCGCCAUGACGUACUUCCACUCGGGCUACAUAUCCACCGUCCUUUUCGAGAUCGUACUGGGCGGGACGGUCCUGAACGUGUGUUCGUUCCUGAUCUGCUCAGACAGCCUGCCGGGCCACGCGGGGGCGGCCUCCGCCCUGUGCGCCAUCAUCGGCGCCUACCAGUCGGUGCUGGUCGCCUACCUGGGGUACACGAUCGGGAACGGCUGGCUCGCGCCCUUCCUGGCCGUCUCCUCCGCGGUCGCGGCCUACUCGCCCUGGGCGGCCGUCACCACCGCCGUCCAGGAAGUGUCGCUGUCGCUCCCCGGGGUUGACUGCCCGCCGCGCCCGGCCGUCCAGGCGGCCGCCCCCGACGCCGCGGAGGCGGCGCCUGCCCCGGGCGGGCUGCCAGAGCCGCUGCUGAGUUUCGGCACAGACGGCCGCCCCGUCGCCGUCGCGGCGGCCGACCCGCAGGAGGCCUGCCCCGCCGCCGCGGCGACGGCCGCCGUGGCCGCCGCGACACUCCCCGCCGGCGGCGGCUCUGCUGGCGGCCGCUGCGCCCUGGAGGUCUACGAGUGGCUGCUCGAGAAGCAGGAGGCGCAGGAUGCGGCCGCGUACGGCUCCAGGAUCAAGUGGAGGAGGCUGUGCCUGCUCUUAGGCACCACCGGGCUGGUGGUAAGUACGCUGCGGGACUGGGGACAUUGCCAAAGGGUCAGCCCUUGGGACGACGUGAACGCCAUGAUCUCCAGCAUGGUCGGGGACGGUGCCGAGGUCAGCCGCAGCAGCGACUCCUUCCUGGCCCCCCUGGUCGACCAGUACGGCAGCGCCCGCGGCCUCAGGCUGGCCCUGAACUGCUGCGGCGCGGUGGCGUUCGGGGCGGGCGCGGUCCUGGACCUGGUGGGCUCCCAGGGCUGGGCGCCGGCGCGGAAGAUGCUGGACGGCUCCCGCACCUGCGGCAUCGUGGGCACGCUCCUGUGCGCGGCCGCCUUGCUCGCCUUCAACCUGCCCGACUACGUCGGCCUGCUGGACUUCGGCCCCACGCUCGGGCACUGCGGGAGCGGGUUCUGCCAGGGCGUCUCGGACUCCAUGCGGGCCGCCCUGGGCUCGGGGCUCCUCGCCCAGGCGGGCGUGGACUUCGUGCCCAUGCUCGUCGCGCUCCCGUGGACGCUGUUUCGCAUCGGCUUCUUCCUCUCCGAGGACAAGCAGAACAGCAAGGCCGUGGGCGCGCUCAUGUGGGCCACCAUCAUGUGCAUGUUCCGGUUAUCUUUGCUGCCAGCAACAAUUGCGUACAUCGCAACCGCGGACAGCCAGAUCGUCCUCUGGUACGCCGCGUUCCUGGUCCUCCCGCUGUGCCUGCUGUCCUUCAUCGCGGCGACUGGCAGGCACCGCCUGGGCUGGUACUUCCUCUGGGGCUGGGGCUUCUUCGCGGUGCCCCUCUUCGGCAUGACAGCGGUGGCGCUGCAGGAAGACUGGUGGACGCUCAUGCAGAGGGCCUGGCAGAGCUUUCAGGCGUCCUGGCCAAGCUUCCUGGCGGAGUUCACCCUCUCCGACGUGGUCAUAUCGGACGUGUUCUUUCUGCUCAUCUACGGGCGGACGCGCGGCGGAGCAGCCGCUUGAGGGGUCCGCGGCCCUGGGUCGGAGCUCUGGCGCGAACGUCCCCGCGUUCUCGCGCGCACGUUUUUUGUUUGUUUCCAUUUGCUGCUUCACCAUUCGCAUAGGCUGGGCAGGUGUUCCCCAGCGUGAGGCGUUUUCUUCCAGUCAGUAGUCUACACUGAGAAUCGUGGCGGCAGCAGGCUUCUAACAAGGCAUGCUUGUGCCCACCCAGAAUAUUCGAGCCUCCAGGGUCGAACUUGUGCCGGGCAAGCUGCAAGAUGCGCAGUGCACAUCGCAAAGGCCGCGCCGUCCCCCCCCAAAAAAAGAAAAAGGAUU